GUUCAAUCAUUUAAUUACCUUAUUUCCAAGUCGUGCUCAUCGUAAUAAGACACAAAGUAUUCAGACUCUGCUGUCAGCGGUCCAUAUAAAAUAAGGUAAUAUGGAAGAAGUUGAACGCGCGAAAGAGGCGGCCGCCCAGCCACCUCCUGCCACAACCAUUUUUGGCAAAAUUAUCGAUGGCUCCAUCCCGGCUAAAAUCAUUUAUCGCGACGAUAAAUGUUUAGCUUUUCACGACGUCAAUCCUCAAGCUCCAGUCCAUUUCCUCGUCAUCCCCAUCAAGCCCAUCACCAUGCUGGAAACAGCAGAGGCUGUCGACCAAGAGCUUCUAGGACAUCUGAUGCUAGUUGCCAAGAAAGUGGCUGCGGAUUUGAACCUGCAAAGAGGAUACAGGCUGGUGAUCAACAAUGGAGAAGAAGGCUGCCAGUCUGUUUUCCAUCUUCACAUUCACGUACUGGGAGGUAGGCAGUUGGGAUGGCCUCCUGGCUAAACAAAUUUUGAUCACUUCAUUGAGUUGUCUGUACCAUUGCCAGAUAUCUCAAAUAAAUCUAUUGUAACU
Molecule: messenger RNA, 556 nt
Organism: Daphnia carinata
Lineage: Eukaryota; Metazoa; Arthropoda; Branchiopoda; Diplostraca; Daphniidae
Product: adenosine 5'-monophosphoramidase HINT1-like
Exons: 3
Coding region: 101-487 (128 amino acids)
Biological process (GO): purine ribonucleotide catabolic process
Cellular component (GO): cytoplasm; nucleus
Molecular function (GO): hydrolase activity
Source: RefSeq, a predicted model, not a curated record